GUCAUCUACUAGUGAAAGCGGCGCGUUUCCAAGUCCAAAAUGGCGGACAUUUCGUCCUGGGUUUGAUUUCUGCAAGAAAUGGCUGAUUUUACAACGCGGGUAUCGCUAGUAAGACCUAUUUCUGCUAAGAAGAAAAAGAAGUAUGAACUCUUCUCUCCGCCUGUCAGCUGUGGAAGGCUAAGAAGAGUUCAGUCACUGAUAAAAAGUGAAGGCCUGUCAGCUUUACUGUGUAUUCUAGGGAUUGAUAGCAGGUAUAAUAGUGGGACCAAACAGUUGUUGAACUACCUACUUUUUGGAUAUUGCAACAUUGCCGCUGACAGUAUCAGUUCCAAAGUAACAGAUGAAAUUCUAGAGGAUGUUGUAGUACUGGUGAAGCUAGAGAGUGUUCAUGUUUACUGCAACCCUCUUAAUUACCCUCACCUUCUGCCAUUGAUUGGACACUGGAGGAACCUUCAUAUCCACUGCCUAGCGGAGGAAGAGGAUGACGAUGAAAAGCAGGAAGAAUUCAAAAUUCUUAGUUUUGUCUCCAUGGUCAAUGGCUGUUCCAACAUUGGAAUUCCAUAUGGAAAACCUGGUGAACAUGAUAAACCAUUUGACCCAUUUCUGGUGGAAAAAUGGCCCCUUAUCCAGGCAUUUGCCAUUGAGGGCUUAGGAGGGGGUGGAUUCUUUACAAUGGAGCAUGAGAUUAAAGAUGUUACUUCAAAGAUGGAACAGCUGUUUGGAAUGAUUGACCCAGUGGUUGUAGAGAUGCUACUGACUGAAAGACUCCCACUGUUUGGUCACCACUGCAAAGCAGUUUUAACCAAUAUUGAUGUUGAAAGUUCAUCAAGUAAUAGCUUUGGCGAAUUAAAAGAAAAUCAAGUUGCAGAACCAAUAAUGAGCUACUUCACACAUGGUCAGAUGGCCAAGGGGAACUCUAGUGCUUCAGACAAUCCAAGACCCUUUGUUCUUUUUGGGGUUAACACAUCAAGAAAGAACAUACAGUUGGUGCGGCAAAGUCAUGCUUCAGAGAGUAAAAACAAGAUAGUUGGCAGUGGUUUAAGAGGCUCUAAAGCUAAACACACGGUUUGUUUUGCUAGAGACCCCAGAGGAACCAUAACCUCAGCAAGAACUUACUUCUUUGCCAAUGGAUUUGUCCCUUACACUGGGAAAGAGCCAAGUAGAAUUGUGUUUAGCAAGGAUUUAAGGUUGAUGCUUGACUUAUACCUCCUGGCUAUCGAUGCUGUUUUAGAAGGAAUAAGGAUUUUUGUGAAAUGUCAGGACUUAUCUAAGAGUAAAAGUGCUAUUUUAUCAGCAUUGAAUGGUGGCCUUGGAGAAAGAAAGAUUUCUCUCGAUCCAUCUCUUCUUUACAAAAAUGUAGAGAUUUCCGUUCAAGCUUUUGACUUGUCUGGCAGUGAAUUUGAUCUUCAAACUUCAAUGGCUGCACCUGUUAUUAAGAUGGUGUGUCUGUAUAUCUAUGACAUACCAAGCAUCGAGCAGCCAGGGAACAAGUUGGGAUCAAUUGCAUUUGGAGAGACCUUCCUGGAUUCCGUUGUUAGAACUAUUUUACCUGAUAGCUCUAGUGUGUUGGAUUGCAAUCAUCUUGUGCUUACAGAAAACAUCACACGGUUUGCAACAUGGCAGAAUGAUGAAGAGAAAACUGUGUCAAGGAAUUUGGAAGAGCUUGUAAAGUCAAAGGAGAAAAGUGAUGAGCUAGGAGAGCAACUAAUCAUGGGUGACCAAGGGUUCCUGAUGGGAAAUCAGACUCGCUGCAAGUGGGAAGAAGGGACCGUUUAUGUGUAUGAGAAGGGGAUCUUGUUCAGUAACAGCAGAUUUGGAUUCGUUACUCUUCCUCUCUCUCAAGUAGACAAAAUACAGUUCUAUGACGGGGAGACGAGCAGCGUUAUCGCGCUAGUGAUGUUACACUACAAGCCGGAACUUGCCAGUCAUCUACCGCUACAUCUCAUCAAUGAGCACCACACCCUCACGCUUGCUCUUGCUCCACGCACAAGAAUCUUCAGGCAGUUCUACAGCGAGGUCUUACCAUUGUGGAAAAACGCCAAAGGCCAAGCAAAACUAGAAGAAGUAUUUGAAAUACCAGAUGACCUGACUAAAAUUCAUAAAAGUUUAGGAGAACACCUACCUCACACUUUGAGUUUUGGGACUGACAACAGGUUACAGCACGUCAUGUCUAUGUUACCAGACUUAAGAGGGUUUCUUGCUCAUCUUAACGUCAGCAGUACAAGCGAUGUUCCUCUAAGAUCAAAGGACUUAACAGUAGCACUGGGAACAGCCCCAGAGACACCCACAGAGUCAGAUAACAGCCUUGAGCUUUCUCUGACGAUUUUAACUGGCGUACCUGGAAGCGGCAAGGACGAGCUCUGCUCUACACUUGUGGCUCUAGCUAAGGAGAACAGCAAAUGGAUCAUACUUAAAAGCCCAAUCAGCAGCUCGCAGCCGUUUGAUCCCGAAGGUCUUCAGGCCUCGCUCACUACCACACUGACAAGCCAGAGAAGACUGCAUGCACGGUUAUCAGCCAGUAGGAGACGGCUCAAAGUCAUUGUCGUCACCCCUGGGUUUACUGACAUUGUGGAUGUUGUCAUGGCGAUUGCCAACCACCCUAAUGCCGAGGUCUAUAGCCAUGUAAAGAUAGGUGCUAUCACUUGCUGUGUGAACCCUGAAAACGUCUUCAUGGAGAAUAGGUACACUCUUCCGAAGCUGUUAGACCAGUGCGCCCAAGGCUUUGUGAACAACAUUGUUUUUACAAGCUGCCUUGAUGCCCAGAACGAGCAGCUGUCUGCGGUGCAAAAGCUGAUCCGUGUGUGCAACCCACAGGCGGCCUUUAUCCUUGCCAAAGACGGCAAAGUGACCAGGACCCCUGACGUCGAGCUGAUCCUGUCAGAGACCGCCUUUGAUGAGGUAGACUCCGCGCAGAGGCGUCAUCUCAUGUGUCCAGGAUGGACUCUUGGUGAUUUCAACAGCGGUGGCAUGGAACCCCCAAUUAACGAGAUCUUUAUCGAAUUCUACAAACCUCUAGAAAGACAUCGUUUCCAAAGCAAGUUAAAAGAGAUGAAAGGGCAACUGUGCAUUGCAGAGUCGCUUGAUAGAGGGGCUGUACACAGCAUCAGAGGUCACGUCCGAUUUUCAGACCAUAACACCAUCAGUGAAGUUCACUGGACGUCCCUGAUAGGCCAUCUGUCACAAAGCCUAGUGGAAACCAACAAUGUACCUCGGCCGCCAUCUAAACCUGCACAGAACGGCAACCAGGAGUCCAGCAAAGCCAAUUUAGCACAAUUCCUCGUCUUCACUGGGUUCGCCCUCAAGAAAGACUCACUUAUGGACUGGCUGAGAGGGUGCAUUAAACCCACGCCCCAAAAGCAACCUCUUGUUUCCAAGAAAACUCUGUCGAAAAAGGAGCUUGACGACAUAAAGGGCAAGCAUAAGUGUGACACUCUUCCGGAGGGCUGGUUCUACACGGGCACACAGUACGUCAGUCUGACAGGAGAGAAGGCCUAUCAACAUCCCCUCCUCGAACAGUACAUCGAACAGUACGUGCAGGACAAGAAUGAGGAGAUCAAGCGGCACAACGCGAGUGUCGACAUUAACCCACAUCAAGACAUGUUCCUUCUUCCAGAGCAAUAGAGUGCGGGUGCUGACACUAUCCCACAUCAAGACAUGUUCCUUCUUCCAGAGCAAUAGAGUGAGGGUGUCGACACUACCCCAUAUCAAGACAUGUUCCUUCUUCCAGAGCAAUAGAGUGCGGGUGUCGACACUGCCCCACAUCAAGACAUGUUCCUUCUUCCAGAGCAAUAGAGUGUGGGUACUGACACUACCCCCACUUUCCGAGCCGCCGCAUCUACAGAAAGGAGGGCGUUAGUUAUUAGGCGCCCAUUCCUCUCCGGAAGUAUGAUCAAAACAGUCAACUCUUGCUAUUAAGGACACACUUUGAGCCAUAAUUCAUGUUCGAUGUAGUUCACACUCGAAAUUACAGACACUCUCGAGACGGUAACUUAUGGUCAAUACAGUCAAUUAUUACGGACACCCUUAGGAUUGUGAUUUUGUGUCCGUUAUAUCGAGGUGUCCGUACUGGCAAGGCGACUGUUAUGCCUAGUGCACACUAGCAACAUAAUAACAUAACGACAUGGGCGCGCGCGCUGUGUUUAGCCCGACAUAACGACAUGGACAUAAUGGCAUUAAAGAAAAAAAAAUGUUUUUCUCUUAUGUCGUUGUGUCCAUGUCGUUAUGUCGAAGAUAAGAGUGCGCGCGCCCAUGUCGUUAUGUCGAUAUGUCGCUAGUGUGCACUAGGCAUUAUUGAACUUUAUUGGUACUUAGACACGUUCUUGCCUAUCCUGCUUAGAUCGUAGUAAAAUGGCGGCCAGUUAUGCCUAGUGCACACUAGCGA
Nematostella vectensis (starlet sea anemone) is the source of this 4381-nucleotide messenger RNA. Its product is annotated as dynein axonemal assembly factor 9. NCBI's taxonomy places the organism in Eukaryota, Metazoa, Cnidaria, Anthozoa, Actiniaria, Edwardsiidae. Bases 79 to 3621 code for a protein of 1180 amino acids. The transcript is spliced from 45 exons. The record is from RefSeq and is a predicted model, not a curated record.